Candida tropicalis MYA-3404 is the source of this 1506-nucleotide messenger RNA. RefSeq names its product Eaf7p (gene EAF7). The transcript has a single exon. The record is from RefSeq and is a predicted model, not a curated record. The coding region runs from base 1 to 1506 and encodes 501 amino acids. Gene Ontology annotation, cellular component: NuA4 histone acetyltransferase complex; nucleus. Lineage: Eukaryota; Fungi; Ascomycota; Pichiomycetes; Serinales; Debaryomycetaceae. Gene Ontology annotation, biological process: regulation of transcription by RNA polymerase II.
AUGUCAGAUUCAUCGUCAGAAAAAAAUCCACUGUCAUCACCUUUAGACCGUAAAUGGUCAAUUGAAAAUGAAAUCCAGCUUUUUAGUCUAGUUUGUGAUUAUAAACCUGCGGGUCAUAAGAAACAGGAAAACAUUAAAAUGAUAAUAAAUAAGGUAAACGAAUCAUUAACGCCUGAAGAAAAACCAUUUACUGAAAAGGAUAUAUGGCAGAAAUUGGGAUCACUAUACAAUUUGUCAAGAAUUGAUCAAAUUGAAGAAUUACUGAGUGGUAGUACUAGCAGUGGUGAAGAAAGUAGCACAACCACUAAGAAACAAGAAGAGGUGAAAAUAAAAGAGGACAAGGAAGAGGAAGAGGAGGAAGAGGAAGAGGAGGAAGAGGAAGAGGAAGAGGAAGAAGAAGAAGAAGAAGAAGACUCAAAUGACUCAGAAGUUUCCGAGAAAACUAAAGAAGUUUCAGCAUCAUCAGCAACACCUUCAUCGAGGAAAUCAACUACUCCUGAACCAAGUCAACGAAAAACAAGAAGUGUAAGAGACACUACUAAGACACCUCGUGGAUCACGAAAGGGAGCAAAAGAUAAUGUCAAAUCUGACAAUACAGAUGACAGUGAUAAAGUAGAGGAAAUAGAGAAGGAUGGGGAAAGUUUAGCAGAAGAAGUAAAAGCAAGUCUGAAUCAAGAUAAUUCUGAUGAUUUAAAAACAGAAACUCCGGGAGAAAAGGAUGAGAUGGAGGAUGAAGAAAAAGAAGAAUCGCCAAAGGAUGAUCUGACUGAGAAGACCAAUGCUCUGUCAGAGAAUGUUGAACUGGUAACUGAUGAAACAAAAGAAGCAAACGAGAAGGAAGACGAUAAAGAGAAUGGAAAUGAAGAUAAGGAAGUACUGUCAGAUGAAGCAGAAGAGCUGGAGGUUGUGAAAGAAAAUGAGAGAGAAGGUGAUAACGAGAAAGAAGAAGAAAAGGAAAAGAAAAAUAACGAUGAAAAGGAGAAAGAGGAAGUCGAUGGAGAAGAAGAUGAGGAAGAGGGUGAUGGAGAGAAUGAUGGAGAGAAUGAGGAAGAGGAAGAGGAAGAAGACGAAGAAGAAGAUGGCGAGGAAGAUGAUGAUGAUGAUGAUGAAGACAAUGACGAUGGAGAGGAAGAAGAGGAGGAAGAAGAGACGCCAGAACCUGUUCCAGUGCCUAAACGUACAAGAGGUAGAAAAUCAAAAGCAGCAGAGGAGAAACUUCGAACACCACCCCCUGCUACCAAGAAAAGAACAAGGCUGACUGUGAAAUUUGAAGAAAAACCAACCCCAGCAUCAACAAGAAAGAGACGUGCACCAGCUGGAUCCGUAUCACCACAACCACCUCCAAAGACACGUAGAAGAACAAGAUCCGAAACCCAUAGUCACGAUAAUGAACGAUCUGAUGAUCACCCUGAUACUGUUGAACAAGAAGAACUGAAGCCAGUUACAAGGAGAUCUAGCAGAAUUUCGAAUGAAUCUAAAGUAAGACGUAGUACUAGAAAAAAGUAA